Melampsora larici-populina 98AG31 is the source of this 5188-nucleotide messenger RNA. RefSeq lists its product as uncharacterized. The transcript has 5 exons. The record is from RefSeq and is a predicted model, not a curated record. The coding region runs from base 1 to 4920 and encodes 1639 amino acids. Gene Ontology annotation, molecular function: protein binding. NCBI's taxonomy places the organism in Eukaryota, Fungi, Basidiomycota, Pucciniomycetes, Pucciniales, Melampsoraceae.
AUGGCUCUCUUUGGAGUCAAGAGACGUAAAGAUGGAAAUGAGAAAUCGACUGGUUCUAGUCCACCUCAUAAAGAAAUACCAAAUCAACCACACCACAAUCGAUUCGAUUCAACUUCAAAUCAACAUUCUCAUCAUCCAAUCUCUCAUGAUCUCAACAGACCUCAUCCUCCAAUCUCUUCUCAACAAGCUCUCUCUAAUUCUUUCUCAGCUCCUCGUUCUAACUUUACUCCUCCUACCAAUCAUCAAAAUCAUCAAAUCAAUCCCAUUCAGCAAAUCAAUCCUAAUCAGCAAAUCAAUCCUAACCAGCAACCCAUCCAACAACCUAUUCAACAACCUAUCCAACAAGCUCAAGCUCAAGCUCAAAAAUCAUCUACACCUCAACCAUCCACUGUCAUCUAUCCUUGGUCUCAUCGUCGAUUAGGUCUUUUACCACCUGCUCCUUUUCCCGGUGAUCCUUCUCCUGUCAAUGGUUCAAGUCAACUUCGAGCUUCUGCACCUCCUUUUCCGAGAUAUGGUCACUCUGUCAAUGCAAUGGGAACUCCUACCGGUUCUGGUGAUCUAUACAUCUUUGCUGGUCUCGUCAAGGAUCAAGUCAAGAAUGAUCUUUAUGUCUUGAAUAUUGCCAGUCCUCCUUCGUCGGUUGGAUCAAAUGCUCCUGUUCAACUUCAUAAUCAAGUCUUACCUGUCGGUUUAGUAGAAACUAGGGGUGAAGUUCCAUUACCAAGAGUGGGUCAUGCUUCGGUUGGAGUGGGUAAUGUACUCAUCGUUUGGGGUGGUGAUACUAAAACAUCUGAAGAAGAAAUUCAAGAUGAUGGAUUAUAUUUACUUAAUCUAUCAACACGUGAAUGGACUCGAGUGAAGAUCUCUGGUGAUUGUCCUGAAGGUCGUUAUGGUCAUUCUGCUGCAAUCAUUGGUAGUAAAUUUUAUAUCUUUGGUGGUCAAACUGAUCAAGGUGGUUUUAUGAAUGAUUUGUGGAGUUUCGAUUUACAUAAACUCAAGUCAGGUGCCCCACAGUGGCAGUGUAUUGAAAGUGCUCCAAAUGAAGUCGCACCUACCCGUCGUACCGGUCACACUGUAGUCACUCAUGGUGAAUCAAUCUUUGUCUUUGGUGGAACCGAUGGUCAAUAUCAUUAUAAUGAUACUUGGAAGUUUGAUACUACCACUGGUCAAUGGAAGGAACUUGAUUGUAUUGGAUACAUUCCCCUUCCUAGGGAAGGUCACUCUGCUACUUUAGUGGAUGAUGUGAUGUAUGUGCUUGGUGGACGUGGUGUGGAUGGAAAAGAUUUGGACGAUUUGGCUGCUUUUAAAAUCUCAAAUCAACGAUGGUAUAUGUUUCAAAACAUGGGUCCUGCUCCAGCUGGUCGCUCUGGUCAUACAAUGGCGUCUUGGCAAGGCAAGGUUUAUGUACUCGGAGGGGAGUCUUAUACUUCUGCUAGACCGGAUGACCCGUCUAUCGUUCAUGUCCUCGACACCGGUAAGAUCAAGUAUCCUCCGGACCCAGCUACUGUUGCUCGACAGCAAUUGCAAGCCUCCAGCCGAAAGACAUCCAAUCCGAAUCUUCAUAGCCCACCCCCUGGCUCUAUAGGUCCCAGAGGCAACGCAUCUAAUGUCAUCCAACAAGGCUCCCAAGGUCCGAGGGCCUAUGCUUCGCCCGCAUCACCCGAAAACGCAAACACUACGGAUUCGAUCAGCAAUCGGGGUAACAAACGGGCUACCACAGGUGCCACCUCUAAUCCUCCCUCUCGACCUCGCCGUGAGGAUGACCCUCCUUUGAAUGCUACAGCUGUGAUGAAUAGAAGGACGAUUGGUUCAUCAAACACAUCUCCCUCGCGAACGAUGUCACCUUCUCACAGUGUGAAUGCAUCACAACAAGGACAUGUAUCUGUCACCGGUAACGAGAACUCGUCUCGUAGAUCGAUCUCGCCAAUCGUUUCACAUAGCAAGAAUCCUAGUCUAGAUCAAUCAGUUCGUACUUCGCCUGUUCACAAACCGCCAAGGCCCCCACCUCCGACCUCUACACAAAACGUCGCGAAUCCUCUUCAGUCUAAUUCUACGUCAUCGUCUCCUGUUCAUCAACGCAUGUCAUCUGAAGUAGCUCGCAAAUUGAACAAUGCAAGUCCCCCGGUAGGUGGGAUGAGAAAUGCUGAGAGGGGAUCCAAUCCACCCCAUCAAUUCUCUAGCCUUGGUUCUCAGAUGGAAGAAGAUCAUCAUCGUCUUCAAAAGAAAAACAUGUGGAUGAAAGCUGCUCUUGCUACAGCAGUCAAACAAGGUUUUAUGCUUCCAUCCAGUGAGGAUGAUGAUCCUGAUGAGCUUGCAGAUAGAAACUGGUUAAAUAGCUUUCAAUCACCUAGUCCCGAAGGGAAUGAUAAAGCCAAAGAUUGGCAGCGGUUGGUUGAAGCUUUGAUCCAGCUUAAGCGGGAGUUAGCAAAGGCCAAGGGUCAAAUGGUCGAUCAAGCCAAAUCGUUGGACGAUCGUGUUUCAGAAGCUGGCAAAACGAAAUCGGCUGCUCUACAAGAAGCAUCAUUUUAUCGAGUGAAACUAGCAGCUUAUGAAUCAGGAUCAGUGUCAGAUGUCAACAAGAUUGAACGAGAAAGAAUCUCCGAUUUGGAAUCUAAAUUAUCAGAGAUCAUAAUUUGUAAAUCUGGACUAGAACGACAACUCGUUCAAUUGAAUCAUGAGCUUGAACAAGAACGACAUUUACGAGAGAUGUUAGAAGAGAACACAUCUAAGACGAAUGAACGAUCUAAUCAUCUCGAGGCAUUACAUUCACGUACGACAUUGGAUUAUGAAGAAUUGUUGAACAAGACACGUGGUCUUGAUCUACAUGCAUCAGAACAUAUUGAAAGGUAUACCGUCUUGGAAUCAUCUCAUCAAAGUACUCUUAGCGAUCUAGAAAGUUAUCGUCAUAAACUUCAAGUUAGUGAAUCCUCGAAUGAGAAAUAUUUAAUUGCACUUGAACAGCUGCAAGACACUUUGAAUGCGACCCAUGGACGUGUAGAAGAAGUCGAACAGUUUUGGGAACAAACUAAAGAAGAAUUAGAUGUACAGAAAUCAACAGCUAUGGAAUUGAGUCGAGAACUUGAAAGUCGAUUAGAUGAGAUUUCAACCUCCACUUCAAAAAUACAAGAAUUAGAACAAAUUCUGAUGAGUGUUAAAGAAGAGAAUCUUACGUUGAAGAAAUUGAAUCAAACUGGUUUAGCAGACUUGAUUUUGAUUAGUAAAUCUAAACUUGAAGAAAGUCGAGGGAUGAAAUCAGAUGGAUCAGAAGAUCAAUUGAAUGAAGAAAGAUCUAAAGGAUUGAAAUUGUUACAUGAUCAAUCGAAGAAUAAAUUAGAGAGUGUUUUGAUGGAAUUAACGGAAGUGAAGACGAGAAACAUGAUCUUGGAUCGAGAAUUAGUAAAGAGUCAAUCUGAGAUGAGUAGGAUGAAUGUCAAAUUUUCACAAUUGAUAAAUGAUUCGAACAGGAUGAAAUCUCAAAUGAAAUUAAAAGAGAUGGAUCUGAAAGAAAAGGUUAGGUUAACUGAAGUAGCUGAAGUGAAAGCAUCUUUAAUGAAGAAUAUGAUGGCCGAUAAUGGAUUAUUAGGAGGAGCAGAUGAAGAGAUUGGAACGCGAUUUUUUGAUCCUAAUCAUCUUAAUGGAGCUAGUAGUAGUGGUAUGAGUAUGUUGGGAUCCAAUGAAAUGAUUGGAGCUGAACACAUCACCAAACGAGUUAAAGAACUUGAACAACGAUUAGAACAACGAAACCAAUUACAUAAACAAUUAGAAUCUAAACAAGAAGAAACUCAAAAAGAGAUGAACCAGUUGGAAGAAAAGUAUUUAGAUGCACAUCGAAAACAUGAAGCUGCAGCUGAUGAGAUUGCAUCUUUAGUUCAAGAAGUUCAAAGGUUAAGAUCAGGUGGAGCUACUUCUGUUUCAUUGACUUCGGCUGAAGGAGGAACUGGACCAGGAGGAGGAUCAGGAACACAACAAGGAAAAGUAGAAGAAGAAUUACAAGUGCUUCAAGAAAGACAUCGAACUUUGGAACAAACUCAUAUUAAAGCAGUUCAAUAUGUUAAAGGAACGGAAAAGAUGUUGAGAAGGAUGAAAGAUGAAUUAUCAAAGUAUAAAGAAAAGACUGAGAAUUUAGAAAGUGAAUUGAGUGAGUUUAGGAAAUCAUCGAAUGGAGGAUCAGGAGGAGGAGGAGAAUUAAAGAAUCAAUUGAUUGAAUUAACAUCACAACUUGAAAGGUUAAGAGUUUCAUCUAAACAAUCGAAUUUGGAAAACGAAUCGUUACAGAAGAAGAUGAGUUUAUUACAAAUCGAAUAUGAAAGAGAUAUGAAAUCGUAUGAAGAAAGUUCAAGAAGACGAUUAGAAGAACUUCAAGAAGAUUGUAAUUCUAUGGAAAAGAAGAAUGAACAACUUGAAGAUCGAUUGAAUGAGUUUAUUAAAGAGAAUACGAGUUUGAAAGAUAUCAUUAGUCAGAAACAGAACCAAAAGCAGAAAAAGAAGGGAGAUGGUGAUGGUGAUGGAAAGAAUGAAGGAGAAGAAGGGUUGGGUGGUUUGGAACAUGCUUUGAAGCAGAUUGAUUGGCUUAAACAAGAAAAUGUAGAAUUACAAGGGAAAUGUAGAGACGCAGAAGCAAAGAUCUCAUUAUUAUUAGAUCAUAUGGAAAAUCAUUCAAAUGGAUCAGAAGAUCAAUUAGAUGGAAUCGGAAAUCCAAGUAAUGGAUUAGGUAUCGGAUUAAGAGAUCUUCAAGCCAGUACGGAUUCUAGAUUCGAUUGGGAUUUACAUAGAAGAUCGAAUGGGAUCGAAUCGAUUGGAUCUGAUUAUAGUGCUGGGUAUGUUGGAGAUGAAGGAGUUGAUGAAGUUGAUAAGAACCUUCGAAGCAAUAUUGGUGCGGGUACGGGGAAAGUUGCUGGUACUGGUCAGAGUCAUGCGUGAACUUUUAGAGGGCUUGGGAGGUUAUGAUGUUGUGGGUUUGGUAUAUGUAGGAUGGAUCAAAGAGUUUAUAGAGAAUUGUAAUGGAAAAGAACAAAUUAAAUUAAAUUACAAUCACAAUCGGAAGGUUUUUCUCUUUUUUUUUCUGUCUUUUUGAGGAAGAGUGGGAUGGUUUUGGUUGGUUAAAUGGGUUUUUUCUGUUGUAUAAUGAAUGACAUCAUGCUUAAUUUUUUUUGUUAUAUAUAAAAUGAUUAUAUUUAACGAAAUUUGA